Molecule: messenger RNA, 2786 nt
Organism: Moneuplotes crassus
Lineage: Eukaryota; Ciliophora; Spirotrichea; Euplotida; Euplotidae
Source: the annotation of a GenBank genome assembly
AGUAUUCAUAAUGUCAUUUUAUGGUCUAACAAUUUUAGGCAUGGACUCAAACCAAUUGUUGUCAAGGAGGAUAAAGGCAAUGACAAGUGGCCAUAAGAGGUCAUUUAAAUGAUUAAAUCAGAAUAAUGCGUUCGCAACCUAUAUGCAAGCACAGAGACGAUUUAAACCAUCUUUUGAUUUUCAGGGUUUUAAGAAAACCAAUAAAUUUUUGACUGGAAAACCAAAAUCUUCAAGAAGAAAGAUGAGAACCAAAAGUAGAGAUAAUUCUAAUGCAGCUGUAAGCAGUCAAAAGUCAUUCAGAGGAACAUAUAAAAACCCAACCUUGAACAAUGACAACACUGUGGAUUCUUUUGAUAUUGCAGAUCCAGCAGUUUCCCACACGUUUUCGAACAACCCUUCUCUCAGCAAGCGACCUUCAACCAAGAAAACUUCGCGAAUCAGACUGUCCACGACCAACUUCAAAAUCGAUGCUGAAGCCAGAAACCGUCUGCUGUCGACGCGACUUCUGAAGAAGAACUCCAGCAGAGGCAAGAAGCAGCGCAUGAUCCAGCAGCAGUCAGACUUGCUUAGCGGAGAAGCCUUUUCGCUCAAGCUGCAGUACCAGUCUGUGCGGGAAGAAAACACUCGGCUCCGCAGCCAGCUCAAGGCUCGCGAUCGCAAGCUGGCAGACGCCAAUGAGAAGAUCCAGGAGCUGGCCAUGAAGUACUCGGUUGACCGAAACCCCAGACAUAGGAGUCCGGGAGCCAAAGCCGACCAGACUCGAGGAACCGUGGCGGCGCUGCAGAAGAAGGUUGCAGAGCUGGAGAGCAAGGUCGCACAACUAGAACAGACUUUGAAAACCAAAGACAAUGAAACCAAGGUCAAAGCUUCUUGAGUCCUUAGUGCUCAUCAAAGCACCAAAGCAAGUCAUAAUUUAACAAGCAAAGCAUUGCAUGAAGAAACAAAGUUGACCAAGCCAAGAGCCAGAGAUUUUGUGUUAGUGAAUAGUUGUGAACAAUGUACUGUCAACGCAAUCAGAGCAGUGCACCAAUCGUUUAGUGAACAGAUCAUUACAGCACUUAAAAAGCUACCAUCAGAAGUGUCUUCUAGCGAAGUGUCUCCGAUUUUCGAACAGUUUCUGAGCAAGAGCAAAGUGUUAUCAUUGUUGUCAUCAAAGAAAGGCUCACUGAUUUCUCAGCACUUGCUUGAUACUCAAGGAAAGCCUGCUAGUAAAGCCACUGUCAUUGCCAACUACAACAACACGGUCAAGCAAGUCAAAGGCUACACAAGCAGCGACUUCAAACAAGUUAUCCACGAAAUAGAGCAGUAUGAUGCCAAAGAACACAAGAGCGAACUCCUCAACAUCCUCCAGAUCUUUGCAAGUAAAAGCGGAGUUGCGCCUGACUUGUUGUUGAGCACCAUUUCUGGAUGCAGAAUCAAUGUAGACAAGCAGUGACUCGUUGCAUAUUUCAUGAACAAGAGCGGAUCGGUCGAAGUAAUCAACCCGAGAGUUCUAGAAGAAUUCUGAACUAACAAAGCUAUUAACACUCCCAAAGCAAACAAGUUUCAAAAGCCUCGAACAUCACUCAAAGUCGGUCAAAUUGACCUCAUCCAGGAUCAAGAUGAUGCUGGAGUUGACAAGAAUUCGCUCAAGUACAAACUCAGAAAAGCCAUCAUCACCUACUUCAACAAGCGACUGAGCGAACGAAUCCAAAAAUUCAGCAGAGGCCAGACCAUGUUCGAGGACUCUUCUGGUGAAGGCACUCUGACUUCGGAAGAAAUCAUGAGGAAGUUCUUCUUUAAUCUUGCAGAGCUGCUUCGUGAGAAGAAAACUCCACUGAUAUCCAUCAUCAAGAAGCAUGUAUUUGACUCAAUCUACUUUCAGAAAGAAGUUCAGCUGAUCUAUGUUGACGACUUCUUCAAGUCUCUGAGAGAUUUUGGAAUGAGCUACACUCAGCGACAGAAAGAUGAAGUCACUUCCAACAUGAACAUCCAGGACUUGUCUGGGAAAUUCUUGCUCGAGGUCAUCGACAACAUACUCAACAAUCUAGGAGUGAAGAAGGGGCUUCCAGUCAGCACCAAAGCCAUGAACUAUGAGUCGCUCGACCUCAAGUCCAUCAGAAUCAUCAACAGGAUUCUCAAAUACAUUUCGUCCGAAAUCUCAUCCAAGCACAAUGGAAUGAUGGACAAGCCAAGAAACAGCAUUGGCAGCGAUGAAGUAGCUGCUUUUCUGUACCAACAGCUGAAGCCUCUGAUAAAGCAGGUCGAAGUCAUUGACGCCAAUGGCAAUCCCACCGACAUCGAGUACGUUGAGUCUGGCGACCUGGCGAAGCUCUUGAGGGAGCAGUAUGUGUACCUUGAAAAGAAAGAUCUCCGCACAGCCAAGAUGGUGAAGUUCAAGUCACGAAUCAUCACCGAAAUGGAGCUCCAUGGCAGCCUGCAGCUUUUGGUGUGAAUAUCUCCGAACUCGGCUUUAGAAAAAGUGAUGGUCAAGAAACUGAUGGCGCUGAUCACACAAGCCUGGCACAACCCGUACAUCCUUGCCAUUGGAGCAAUCAGGCGGCCUGAUCCCAAAGAUGAGCAGGAAGAUGAAGUAGCACAAGUCAUUGAUGAAAAGUGCAAGCCCAGAGACCUCAGCGACAACGAAGAAGAAGACUUUGAAGAAUUCGAUCUAUCUGAUAUUGACGAAAGAGACGACAAGAAGAAGGAGCGAGACCGCAAGAUGUGGGAGAAAAGGAAGAACCGCAAAUCUACUAAAAAGCUCAAUUUCUAAUCCCAUUUCAUUCAUUCUAUCCUCAAUUUCUAUA